Trichoderma reesei QM6a is the source of this 789-nucleotide messenger RNA. RefSeq lists its product as uncharacterized. The transcript has a single exon. NCBI's taxonomy places the organism in Eukaryota, Fungi, Ascomycota, Sordariomycetes, Hypocreales, Hypocreaceae. The record is from RefSeq and is a predicted model, not a curated record. Bases 1 to 789 code for a protein of 262 amino acids.
AUGACUCAACUCCCCAAGCCAAGUGCCCUCCCUCCCUCCUCCAACGCCAACACCACCAACUCCCAAGAUCACGAACAACAUCACGACCAAACCGCACACAAAGACGCUGCCUCCUCCUCCGCUGCCGCCACCGCCGCCUUCCCCAAUCCCUCCCUCAACCUCCGCAUCGCCAACCUCGUCCACCCCGGCUCCUCCCUCUUCCUCUCCUCCACAAACCCCUCCAUCACCAUCCCCCGCGCCAUCAACAACCUCCUCCGCCUCCUCUACAACAGCCCCUACGACCCGUCCACCCACCCCCCGCCAACGUCCUCCAUAACGCUCAUCCUCGAGGACUUUUCCGGCGUCGCCUACACCGUCGGCAACUCCUCGGACAACAACGUCAAGGAAAUCCACUUCUCGCAGUCGUACAUCUCGCACAUCGACCGCACUCGCCUCGCCAACGAAAUCGACGGCGUCUUGACCCAUGAGCUCGUCCACUGCUUCCAGUACAAUGGACAGGGAAGGGCGCCGGGAGGGUUGAUUGAGGGCAUCGCGGACUGGGUUCGCUUGCGCUGCGGGUUGGCGCCGCCGCAUUGGAAGCAGGAGGUCAAGGAUAACUGGGAUGCUGGCUACCAGCACACGGCCUAUUUCCUCGACUACCUGGAGCGAAGGUUUGGCAACGGGACGGUGCGGAGGAUCAACGAGAGUUUGAGGGUGAAUCGCUAUGACGAGCGCUCCUUUUGGCUGCAGCUCUUUGCGCAGGAUGUCAAGAGUUUGUUUGCAGACUACACCAGAACUCUCAGACAGUAG